CCCCCCCCCCCCCCCCCGAUCUCUAGAUACUAGCUCCGCCCCUGUAAGAGGGCACUUAUAAGUACGUUGAGAGUACUACGUGCAUGAUGCAUGGGGGGGUUUGAGAGGGGGGACACAUAUAAAAUGAGCAAGUUGUGGGGAAAUUGGGUUUUUUUAAUGAAAAAUAUUGUCUAAUACUAAGCCAUAUAAUACCGUCUUUAAGGAAUAAGAUGCUUAUGUAAUGGCAAUUUGGCACUAAAACACUUUAGAAUGUCUAACUAGCUAUUAAAAAAAGAAGAAGAAGGAAUUUUUAACUAGUAGUACUUGAACUUAUCUCUAGACUCUAAUACCGCUAGUUAUUAUCAUGAUGAAGUUAAUUAAGAUUUUUGCUUUAUUUGUCAACGGAUAAAUCAAUUAAAAUUAAAUUGUGGUUUCGAUCCAUAUCAGCUAAAUCUUACAGAUUUGUGUUUAGAUCCAAAAGUUCCACUCUAGAUAUCAAAUUUUUGUUGUUUAAUUUGAAAAUAUAAUAAAUCUUCAUAAUUUAUGAAACAAUCUUUCAAGUGGGCAAUAUAUAAGUUUUUGAGAACAUUUGAGUCGCUUAUAGUUUAGAAUUGCUAAUUAGUAAUGCCAAAUUUUUUAUGCAUUAAUUGUUUCUUGGUUGUUGUUUGAGAUAUAUAUGCAUCUAAUAUCUUAGGGCGUGUUUGUAUAUGAUACAUUCUCGAUUUUUGAAUGCAUAUGAGGUACUAGGGGUGAACAAGCACACCCGCAAACCGACCCACCCGUCCAACCCGACCCAACCCACCCGUAUUUAUCGCUAAAACGAAGGUUUUGGGUUGGGUGAGGGUUUUCUUUUGUACAACCCGCCUCUAUUGGGUUGGGUUUGGAUUUUGGAUUACACAACCCGUAGAACCCGACCCAACCCGUGUUCCAAUUAUUGGUAUGAGUUCGUAUCCAAAAAAAUAUUUAUGUCAUAUAUAGUCAUACUUAUGAGAAAAUUAAGAUAUUUUGCCAUGUUUAAUAUACCUAUGAUUCACGUAAUUCUUUUUCUUGUGUACAAUUUUAAUAGAAUAACAUAUUAUGGAUGCGUUCAUUUGUAACCUUUUUAGCCUAUUUCAACAAAUGUCGUGAAAAAAAACUAGACAUAAGUUGAAGUAAAUAAAAUUUUAUUAAAAUUCAAACAAUAUUUGUGAAUUUUGAUACCUUUCACCUCGGUUUAUUCGUUUGAAUUUUUAAUUUGUUAUAAAAUAUUUUUAUGGUGUAGAAUAAUUACAUAUUUUGUGUUGGGUUGGGUUUUUACUUAAAAAUAUCGCCAACCCGACCCAACCCAAUUAGAAACAAACCGUAGGGUUUAAAUUUUUUUGGGUGGGUUUGGGUUUAAUAUUUCUCAAACCGUAGUGCAUGGGUCGGGUGAUUAAAAUGUCUAAACCCGGACCACCCGACCCAUGUACACACCUAUGAGGUACCUUAUUUCAUACUCAGCAUUCGAUUAUUUUUACAUCUAAAAACAAACUCGAACUUGUUCCAAUUGUAUAAUUAUGAACAACAAAAAAUGUGAUUUUUUUAAGAGAAUAGCAUUUAGGACUUGAUUGACUCAUAUUUUUUUAAAUUUAUUGGUACAAUGUUAGAAAUUGAAAUUCCAAAAAUGACCACUAUAAAUGACAUAUAUGAGUAAAAAUGUAAGAAUUAAUUGUGAUUCUAAUUAAUCUCUGUCAUUAUGUUAAACAAAGGGUCCAUCCUUCAAAUGUAUGACUCAUGCACCCUUUACACUUUUCUAAUAUUCUACCAAGAAACCAAAACCAAACUCCCAAGUCCCAACUAUACAUAUAUAUACACUCUUUCAACCAAUGAUCACUUGUUGCACCUUGUUUACCAGCUCCAUAUGUAUGCAUAUUCUUUUAUUUCUCUUCUUCCACCAUAAUCUUGAUUACUUUUCUUCCAUUUUGAAUUGCUUUAAAUAUAUAGUGAAGUAGUCAACGAUGAUGAAGAACCUCUUCUUCAUACUGAUGGAUUCAUGUUAACGAUUGGUCUUUUGUUCCAUUGUAGCUAGAUGCCUCUUUUCACGAUCGAUGAAUAUCGAUGAUUGAUCGUAUGGAGACAGACUUCGUCGAAGUGUACAUAUGUUACUGCAUACGUUAUAUUUGUUAGAUGUUAUUCAAAAUUUACCAAAAUGGUGGCAUUCAGUUGUUGAAGCUGCAGCUUGAUCUGCAGUCGGUGAUCGCUGGUUGAAUACCGAAUAUGGUGUAUAGACCAAGAAAAGCUCAACUGUGAAUUGUACAUAUAUGUUCAUGCUUGUGGUCGUUGUGGACCUUCGAAAACUUGAAGACCUUUGAUCAAACGUACAAAGUUGUAUUUUUAGAGAAGAUAACUUGAUGUUCUUAUGUGGAAAAGAUGGCAGGACCAAUUAUAUGUAUCAACGUUCUACAAAUUGCAUGAUAUAUGUUUGAGAUUAUUGGUAUUUAAUUGAAUGGUUGUGCAGGUCCAUCAUAUGUCACACUUAUGUCAAUCUUUGGGCAUUGAUCUUUUGACCAUGAAGGUUGUGACACCAUGUUCAAUAAUUAAUUAUAUACAACUUAUUUUGUAAUAGAGGAAUGAGAUAAAGAUUUAAUACGGAUAUAUGUAUUAUGCUCGUUAAAUUAUGAUAUAACAAUACAAUCAAAUGAUGCUAUGAUCCUACUAGCUGUGCCUAGUAAGAUUUUCAAUCAAAUUAGGACCCAUCAAUUUCUUCGUACUCAAUUGAAAGUCAAUCCAUGAACUCAUAUCUUGUGAUUAUUAAUAUCGGAAUUCUAAGGAUUCGAACACAAACCCUUCUAUAAGUCAUCAACUCUAAUACCACAUUUGACAACAAUAUAAUUUUGAUAACUCAAAAGUAGUUAUGAAGCUCGAAUAUAAACUUCAUAUAAUUGUUCUUCAGAAAAUAAGUAAUUGACAAGAACAAGUAAUAGACUUCCUAAUAUCACAAUGUCUAUAUCCAAGAGGAUAGAGCUAGUAAGGCUGAUCACCAACAUCAAAGAGGGCAAACAUUGCCAUUUUUUUCAUAUAACAUAACACUGCAUGAAGGCCAUCAAUAUUGUUAUGGUUCAUAAGUUCAUUUUCGGGCCCAGUGGGCCGGGCCGACGGAUCAAAUCAAAACUCCCAGUUAGAAUAAAUUUGAGCUGAAAAGAUUGCAAACAAGCCCACCGUUGCGCUUGAGACUCUGCUCCUCUGAUCUCUUCCAUUUACUCAGGAAGGAAAACCAACCAGGUGGCAUCCUAAUCUUAGUGGACGUUGAACAGAAUUGCGUAUCCUAGAGAACCACUUUGACAUUCCUCUCCUUCUACUCAAAUUAACGUCAUGGUCGAUUAAGAUCAGACACAUGCAACCAUGCAAUAUGCCAAGACUUUGAUUGUUGAUCGUUUCUUUAAGUUUCCAUGAAUUAUAUAAAAAAAAAAACUUGAAAAGAAGUAACGCAAAAAUAAAUGAAAAUUAAUUUUGACACAUCCUAUUUGAAAGAGACUUAGUAGACGUCCUUAAGUAGACAUAUAAAGUCGAGUUAUAUUCGAUGAUGUAGUUAUAAUCAAUGUUCAUUACAUCGUUUAUGAAUGAGAACGUGCAUUUAAAGUUCUCGAGUUUCACCAUAAAUGAACAAAAUUAUCACCACCACCAUCCGUGAACCCAACCUACCAUGCUGUCCAACUCGAGGCUGAAAUGUAAGUAGCAACCCACUUCCAUCUCGAACAACCUAUGAUUAGGUGGCGGUCAAGCUUGUGGGCGCAUGAAGCAGAGUGUCAUUGCACAAUCCAAAGCAAGUAGUAUAUAUUUCCUUUUCUUUGCUCUAUGAUUCGACUCGAAUUGCAGCAAAUGCAGGACCAACGCGUGUGUUUCCAGGCCGCGCCUUUCUUCCUCUUCUGGAACCUAACCGCUAGGGGUGGAAAUCGGUACGGUAUCGGUAUCCCAUACAAAAUACCGAAAUUCCGAAUACCGAAUUACACCCUAGAAUCAAUCUUAAUCCCAAUCCCUAAAUAAUUUCGGUAUCUCAAUCCCUAAAUAUUUCGGUAUCCCAAUCGAUACUUCGGUAUCCCAAUCGAUACUUCGGUAUCCCAAUCGGUAUUAUCGAGUACGAAAUUAAUUACCUUUACAAUUAAUAAUUAAAUAUAUAAAGUAGAUUUGAUUGUUUAAUAUAGGACAAAGAGACUAAACAAAGAGUUUUGAGUUUGGCUAGAGCUAGGAUAUGGAUAAGGACAAUGGAGUAGAUGUGACAUCUCAAGUUUUUUGUCAUUGGUAAUCUUUAAUUUGACGAAUGGGAGGCUAAAAGAAGACUAAUACUAGUGUUUGCUUUUUGGGUGGUUAAGGGUUGUGAAGUAGUGAAUGAGAGAGUUUAUUUGAGAGGAUAAAAUAUACACUAGCUUAUAUUUUUCGGUAUUGUUCGGUAUUUCGGUAUAUACCGAUCCCAAUCCCGUAAUCCCUAAUACCGAAUAACAAUUGAAAUUGAAUCCCAAUCUCAAUUCCAAUCCCAAGAAAUAAUACGUGUAUUCGGUAAUACCAAAUAUAGACAAAUUCGGUAUAUCCCAAAUACCCAUACCAAACUUCCAGCCCUACUAACAGCUAGGGGUGAAAAUCGGCACGGUAUCGGUAUCCCAAUACCAAAUAUCGAAUUCCCGAAUGUCGAAUUGCACCCUAAAAUCAAUCUCAAUCCCAAUCCCUAAAUAAUUUCUGUAUCCUAAUCCCAAUCCCUAAAUAUUUCCGUAUCCCAAUCGGUACCUCGGUAUCCCAAUCGAUAUUAUCAAAUACAAAAUUAAUUACCUUUGUUAUUAAUAAUUAAAUAUAUAAAUUACAUUUUAUUGUUUAAUUUAGGGCAAAGAGGCUAAGCAAAGAGUCUUGAGUUGCCUAAAGCUAAUAUCUCAAGUUCUUGUAAUUGGUAAUCUUUAAUUUGACGAAUUUGAGAUUGGAAGACUACUAAUACUAGUGUGAAAUAGUGAUGGAAAGAUCUUUGUAUAAUUAAAUGACACUCUUGGUAGUUGAGGGUCGUCUAGUAGUGAAUGAGAGAGUCUAGUUCAAAUGAUAAAUUACGCACUAGCUUAUAUUUCGUAUUGAUCGGUAUUUUGGUAUAUCUUGAUCUCUAUCCCGUAAUCUCUAAUACCGAAUAACAAUUGAAACUCAAUCUCAAUCUCACAAAAUAAUACGUGUAUUCGAUAAUACAAAAUAUAAACAAAUUCGAUACUAUAUUUUAGGGAUGGCAAUGGGUCGGGUCGGGGACGGAUAGUGCAUAUCCGUUACCCUACCCAAAUUAGUUCGGGUUUUACCCAUACCCAUACCCGCAUGUGAAACGGGUAGAAAAUUAAAACCAUGUCCAUACCCUUUCGGGUUUCGGGUAUUCACGGUUAUCCAUGGGUAAUGAUUUCUCUUCAUAACUCCAACCAAUAUGCUAACAUUCAUAUGUAUUCUCACAUUAAGUAAGAGAAAAAGUAUGACAAUAAUUCACUAGAAUAAAGAAAAUUAAUUAAAACAACACAAUUUCACGAAAAUAUUAUAUUUAUAUGCUAAAUAUAAAAUAUGUUAGAGAAAAAUAAUGAUUAUUUUUAGACAAAAUACAUAUGUAUGUGUAUAAUCGGGCGGGUUCGGGUUGGAUAGUGAGAAAUGCAUGCCCACCCAUUACCCGCAAUAUUCGGGUUCGGGUUUUACCCGUACCCACUAAAUGUCUUCCAGAUUCGAGUUUUACCCUACCCGAUUAGGCCGGGUUAGGAUGGAUAUCCACGAUUACGGAUAUUUUUGCCAUCCCUACUAUAUUUGAUUUAUCCCAAAUAACGAUAUCUAACUUCCAACCCUACUAAUAGCCGAGCCCCUCAAAAUGUGGUAUUUUUUCUUCUUUUGUCCCCGCAGACACCGCUUUCAAGAGAAACCCUAAUUAAACAAACGAACCAACCAACCAAAAACAAACCAGUAGGUUUCUCGAUAGGACGACCCAGCUGCCAGCGACUACCACGUGUCCCAUCUCCCUUUCCCUUUUCGUCCCUCCGGUGACACUUUCUCCUCUCCCAUUGGUCCAAAUGGAUUGGCUUGCUGGGCUCCACCUUCCGAUGCGCUUAGAUUAUUAGCAGUUAAUCAUCCAAAACCCAGAUAUAUAUUAUAUUAUUUCCGUAAUUACCAAUUAACUACUGUCAAAAACUCCAGCUGGCAAUUUUGAUCCAAUAGGAAGAUUGUACAUUACAGGUAUUGAGAUAUUUCCUCCCGAAUGUUCUGGACAAGUGAACUUCGAGAUUUAUUUCCAUUUAAAAAAUAAAAUAUCUGGUUGCUAUCUACGUGCAUUAUUGUACGUUGUAUAUGAGCAACAAAAGGGAUGUAGACAAUAAUAAUACAAAUAAGGUACCAAUUGGCUCGACGUGACCUGCCAAAUACAAAGUUAAAUAACGUAAAACUAGGUACCAAUAAUGUUAUCCCCCAUCAAUUUCUCAUACCAAACUAUUAUGUUGUAUUAUUAUGAUUAUAUUUGGACAUUAUGUGAAUCAUCUUUAGUUUUGUUGGAAACAAUAAUCUAGUUUUGGAGAUAAUGGGAGGAUAAUAGAUAUACCUGAGAAAGGGUUUGACCAUGUCAAUGAUUUGGAUCUAUUAUAGAUUGGAGAGUGUGUAAAUCUUGAAAUUUAUGACACAGUAAUCAAUUUGAAGGAAUACAUGGCAUUAGUUAUAUUAAUAUAUUUUGCUGUAAAAACAUGUAAAAUUAGCCAUUGCAAACCAACCCCUCGUCAGGCAUAUAUAUUAUUUGUGGUGCAUAGAUAUUAAUCGAAGAGCGACUUUUCUCUGGAUUACAAAAUUAUUAUCACCAAGUUGGAGUAGACAAAUAGAGAACUAAAUAAAUUACAUAAAUCUAUGUUGUCGUAAAAACAAAUAAGACGAUCGAAAAAAUUCGUUAUGGUAUAUAAUUUGACGCAAACUGAUAUCACGGCAAGAAAACAUACCUCAUCAAAAAGACCAUUCGUAGAAACUCAUAGCUCGACCACCAUAUACAUCAUCAACGGCUGUUCUUGUGUUUCCUAUCUUAAUUGGAAAGCUUGAAAUGUAAGUGAAACUGCUAAACUUAAUUACCUUGAUUGGCCAGAACAAGAGAUAUUAUUUAACUUUGAAGAUCGAGAUGGGUCGGGCAGCAUAUAGGAAAAAUCUGGCCGGCCUAUCACAGCCUAACAUUGUAUGCUCUUGUUUGCCCUAGGACACGUGUUUAUCCCGGGACACGUGUAACGUGUCGAUCCCUUCAUGUCUCCCACACUUUCCCCUUAAUUAUCGCCUCCACUGCUCCCCACAUCUCUCACAAACCCCCACCUCCGCCGGAGAAAGAAAUUAUAGAGACAGAGAGAAACAAACAAGCAAAGAAAGAUCAGAGAGAUGAACCGCGGUGGAGAAUCAUCAGCCAUGAUAAGCAGCUGGUCCGACAUGAACAACCCUAUCUCAUGCAGAUCCGGCUUCAGAUCGGUGCAAGACGUCGGUCCCGCGAUCAUCAACCGGCUCAUGCUCCGGUUCCGACCCAUCGCCCCCAAACCCUCCCUUACCUCCGCCGCCAAGGAAAUACCCUCCUCCGCCGCAGCAAACAGUUGCACCCCCAGAAAGAGACGGAAGUACGAUAGGGCUCGCAAGAGCAACAAUAACAACAGAUCCCAGAUGGCCAAAAGAAAGGACACCUCGUCAUCUUCAUCGUCGUCAACAUCAUCGUCAUCACCGACACAUCCUCCUAAACGCUCAAACGACGUCGUAACGCUCCAGCUCCUCCCGGAGAACAACCAUCCACGCGCGGCAAGUGACCAGGCGCCGACAAAGAAACAACGACGAGCAGCUCAAGAUGACAAGUCGUGUCCUCCGUCGGGGUGCCGCAAUCUGGAUCUUUCCGUGUCCACGUCAGCAGAUCUGAUGUCGUGGCGGCGGGAGAAGGUGGUGGAGGAGUCGUGGGUGACGGUGGAGUCGGUGGCGGAGAUCUCGUCCUCCGACUUGGCUUACUCCACGGGUCUGGAGGAAGUGAAGAUGCGCUUAGGUGUUGACACGUGUCCGGGGCUCGUAACUGACUGCUGCAACCGGGUGGUGUGGGUGAACGGCGCCUACAGGAGGAUGGUGGGGACGGCGUCCGUCGUGAGGGUGGUGGUGGUGAUGAAGGAUGAUGAGGUGGCGGCGUCGUUUCAUCGCGAAGUUAGAGGAGGAGCGUACACGUGUUGGGUGAGGGUGAGAGGGGAGACGUGGAGGAAGGAGAUGGUGCCAUGUGACGUGUGGCGGCUGGAGAAUGGUGGGCUUGCAUGGAGGCUGGACGUUGAGUCUGCUCUCACCCUUGGGCCGGGUUAAAAUGCGUAGUUAAAGGGUUGGGGAUGUAAUUAUCCUCGAAGCAAGGUAAUUAGCUUUAAUUGCACGUGCGAAGUAAUUAUCCUCGAUCUUGUGAACAAGAGGUUGAUUUAGCGAUUUCAUAGUCGACUAGUAUCCUAGAGAUAUAUAUGGUAGGUUUGAGUACUGUCGGGGUAUACUUCUUUUGUUAUUAUGCAUACUCUCUUUCAUUAACAUGUAAAAAUACAUAAACCAGUCUAGUCUUUGUUUUGGUUCCCAAUAGUGUAGCUAUAGGAGUGGAGUGACCAAUCUUCCAAACCCACCUAUGCCUUUUGAAAAGGACCACGCUCAAUGAUCAGAGAGGGAAGGAUGAAUAUUGAGGAGGUGGCAGUAGUAGCGAAUCCUAGCAUCAUAUUGAGGCCUAUGACCUAUCUUGUCAUAGAAAUCUAAAUAUAUAUAAUUAUAUCAAAUCGAAAAGGAAAAAAAAUAUUUUUUUUUUCGGAAUAUUGUGAUUUUUUCAGUUUUUAAAAGAAUACAUUCAUUAGCUUUAGCGUGCGUUUAAUCAGCGACAGAUCCACAACAUAGUAAAACACUGCAUUACAUUUGGAAAGAGGCGGAUAGGACUGGAUCGUAAACCAACUAUCACUAAAAUCGAAUACCUAAAAUUGCAAAUUUUACAAGUACAAUACUAGCUCUGGACAUAGAGGAGUACUGAGCUCGGCUCUGAGGAGAUCUCUCCCUGGAUCCGUCACAGGGUUCAUUUAACACAAGUUGGUUACUUUAAACACGAGUCGGUUACUCGUAUAGAAAGAGUAAAAGAAGUUCGGGGAGGAGAGUCAAAUAGUUAUUAGGUUUUGUAUUUUGGCGUGGAUGAAAAAAUUGAGUAAAAUAUGGUUAAAUUGGAUGUUAUUUUAGUGUAUGGGUGUAUUUAUUAUUUUUAAAGUAAUCAAAAUUUACUUUUUUGGGUGGUAUUAGUUUGAAGAUCUCUAGCUUGAAACAUAAAAACUACAAUUCGGAGAUUUGUAAAAUAUGCACAAAUUUAGAGAUGCUCCGGACUCCUAAAUGCUCAUGAGUUCAUUUGUAGGUGUCAUGUUAGUACGGAAUGUUUUUGGGUUUUUUAUAUCCUUCUAGCUACUUUCUAUUCUAUACGAUUACAGUAAGAGUCGUUUGGAAGUUGCGAAUGUUAAAUCAUUGCAUUGUAAUGAAUCAUCAUAAUAUAAAUGCAUGUAUUGAUACAAUGGAUGCAUUUUAACAAUACAUUGUUUGGUUGUUGAGAUUCUACUUUAUGCAUUGAUUUACAUAAAGUUACUUUUAUGGGAAAAUGUUAUAUUUACCCUCAACUUUUAGUAUAAGACAAAAACUAUUAGGGAUAUAAAUAGAAAGAAAAAGUUGACACUAAUCUAAAAGCAACAAUCACAACUUUUAGUUGAGAUUGUAUAAUGCAUCAUUUUUUGUGAUUGUCGGUGAGACCUACCUAAAACAAUGCAUGCAUUGUUUUACACUAUGGCACUUCCAAACAUUGUAUUGUGCACAAUAGAUAUAUUUAACAAACACAAAUAAUCACAACUUCCAAAUAAUCCCUAAAAAGAGGGAAAUGAGCUGAUAAUUCGUUCGGAGUCGAAAUUAUUUCUCAUGUUAUUAACGAUAUCGAGCUUGUUGGUAGUUGACAUGGUACCGUUUGACUAUAAAACUUUUGGUUGAUAAUGCAUAUGUAUGACUUAGAUGUGUACUGAAAUCCAUAAAAGACGAGGUAUCAAUGGUCGAUGGACAACUAGUUACGAAUUUAAUUAUUUAUUGAUAUUAGUAUCAGACUUUCGUAAAUAGUUUAGGAUACAACUCCAUGUAUUAUGAUGGGGCUACUAAGGGUUCUGUAGAAGAGCCAUUAAUUUCGUUGGUUUCUCGGGAAUGAUUCAGUAGUAUUUACUCGCUAUCAAUAUUGCAAUAAAAAUGAUUAAUUCAC
Messenger RNA from Linum trigynum, 10207 nucleotides. The record is from the annotation of a GenBank genome assembly. NCBI's taxonomy places the organism in Eukaryota, Viridiplantae, Streptophyta, Magnoliopsida, Malpighiales, Linaceae.